AAACACGAGUUAAAAACGGAAUUAAAACAACUAAAGGACAUAUUUGAAAGUGAUUUUCGAAAAGAACUAAGAAAAAUUAAAAACAGCAUGACGUUUAUUAACAAGGAGUUUAAGGGCAUAAAGGACGAACUGAAAGCUAUUCGCACCGAGAAUAAGGAGCUAAAAGCUGAAAAUCGAAAGUUGCACCUCAAGUGCGAUGAGCUCGCCAAGGAGCUAAACACAACAGCGUCCCGGAUACUCCGCUGCGAACAAUAUUCCCAAAAUGCUAACAUAGAGAUCAAGGGAAUCCCUACGCAGCCAAACGAAAACCUUUACGCCAUAUUAUCAAAGAUUGGCGAUAGGAUCGGUGAGCCGAUCCUGGAUACCGGCAAUGAAACCUGUCAUCGUGUACCUGUCAGCAAUAAUCAGGAAAACAAAAACAUAGUUGUACAAUUCACGCACCGAUGGAAACGGGAUUCGAUUCUAGAAAAGGCACGUCGCCUUAUGAUAAGAGGGGAGGUGGAGUUUCUUUACAAGUUCAGUUUCCUACAACUUCGGUGUUGA
Molecule: messenger RNA, 543 nt
Organism: Ixodes scapularis (black-legged tick)
Lineage: Eukaryota; Metazoa; Arthropoda; Arachnida; Ixodida; Ixodidae
Exons: 2
Source: RefSeq, a predicted model, not a curated record